Chilo suppressalis (striped riceborer) is the source of this 4595-nucleotide messenger RNA. The record is from the annotation of a GenBank genome assembly. NCBI's taxonomy places the organism in Eukaryota, Metazoa, Arthropoda, Insecta, Lepidoptera, Crambidae.
AUGAACGGGUCCAAUCAAUUAGGGCCGGUCAGCGAUCCGCCUGAAAAGAGGGCAGCGCGGCAGCGCGCGCGCUCUCCAAGGAAACUCGGAAAACAGUGGCGGGGCAGGGGCGGACGCGGGCGCGGGGCAGGGGCGCCGCCGGAGGGUGCGUGCGGCGUGCCCGAGAGGCGCGCGCGAGCCGCAUCGAUCGCGCGCCCGAGCGGGGCGGCUCAUCAGUCCGCCGGGGCGGCCGGCGAGAGCGCGCGCGUAUCAUGCGCCGCUGAGAUGGCCGGCGCUCGGGCGCUCGUGGCCGCCUGCUGCUGCUGGUGGUGGCUGGCGACCGCAGCCGCCACCGAGCUAGACCUGCUGGGCGCUCUGUCGCUGCACAACACGUCGCGGGCCGGCGUCAGCGCUGCACCGGGCAUGCAGCCGCAGCGCACCGCCUACACACUGCAAGGUGAUUCAAGGUUGCUACAAGUAGAAGGCAGCGCGUACGACCGCGCCGCCGAGCUGCUGCGCCGCUCUCCCGAGUUCACGGUGCUCGCGGCGCUGCGGCAGGAGCCCGCCAACUCGGGCACUAUACUAUCCUUUUCACAUGGCUACAACAGGUAUCUGGAGGUGCAGUCGAGCGGGCGACGCGACGAGGUGCGACUGCACUACGUGGCGGCGGGCGCCGCGACGCCGCGUGUCGAGACGUUCCCCUUCCGGCUGGCGGACGGCGCCUGGCAUCGCCUCGCACUCUCCGUCUCCGGCGCCCAAGCCACGCUCCUUGUUGACUGCCAUCCCUUAUAUCGUCGGCUUAUCCCUCCUCCUGAUCGCAAUUUCUCACAACCCCAGCUAGCCCUAUGGGUUGGACAGAGAAACAGCAAACAUUCCCUGUUUAAGGGCACACUUCAAGACGUGAGGUUAGUGAGCGGCCCUCACGGCUAUCUUACGCAAUGCCCAGGUUUGGACUCAGAAUGUCCUACCUGUGGACAGUUUGCAUUACUACAAGCAACAGUACAAGAGCUCACAUCGCAUAUCCAUGACCUUUCACUUAAGCUAUUGAGUGCUGAAUCAAGACUGUCACGAUUGGAACAGUGCGACUGUCAAAAGUCGUGUUACUCCAACGGCACCGUUCAUGCAGACGGCGCCACAUGGCAGAGCGACUGCAAUCGUUGCUCCUGCGUGCACGGUGAAAUUACGUGCAGGCCAGUCGAAUGCGAACGAGCAGAAUGCAAGAACCCGGUGAUACAUCCAGGAGAAUGUUGUCCCACUUGUCUCAAGCGUUGUUUACUAAUGGGGACUCUCUAUGAGCACGGGGACAGAUUCACUCCCAAACAGUGCGCAGAAUGCGUGUGCCACGAUGGCAACAUGCAAUGCGGACGUGUGAACCCCGAGAAGAAUUGCCCAAAGCUGCCCUGCGAUAAGAAGGACCAGUUCUCUGUACCUGGAGAAUGCUGCAAGUUUUGCCCUGGUGUGGACUACUGCAGCAUGGGCCACUCCUGCGACGAAAAUGCCACAUGUAUGAAUCUCAAUACAAAGUACACUUGCACAUGCAACCAAGGCUUCCAAGGCGACGGCCUGACAUGUGAAGAUGUAGACGAAUGUCAAGAGGAAGGAGGCCUACGCGGCCAUCAUUGCCACUCCAAUACUCGAUGUGUCAAUGUCGUCGGCACCUACGUGUGCCAGUGUCUGCCUGGCUACGAUCGGAAGGACAAAUUUAAUUGCUAUGAGGUGGACGAGUGUACGUCGAAGAAGCACGGCUGCCACCCUGACGCAGAAUGCACCAACACGCCCGGUUCCUACACCUGCCAAUGUCGCGAGGGCUACUCUGGCGACGGAUACACCUGCACGCCUAUAUGUACGGGCGGGUGCUUGAAUGGAGGAGUGUGUGAGGCGCCGGAACAGUGCGCGUGCGGACGUGGGUUCACGGGCGCACGCUGCGAGCGGGACGUGGACGAAUGUUCCCCCGCAGCUGCGCACCCCGCGGACCAACCCGCGUGCGGCGAAAGGGCGCUGUGCCUCAACACGCCCGGCUCAUACUACUGCGUGUGCCGCACCGGGUACCGACGACACACGCACCUCGACUAUUGUGAAGAUAUAGACGAAUGCGUGGAAGGAUUCCACACGUGCCAUCCAAGUGCACGGUGUAUAAAUACAGACGGAGGAUUUAGAUGUGAAUGUGAAACUCAACCGUGUGAAUUGAAUUGCUCGUGGCAAGGCAAGAUAAUGACAGACGGGUCGCAGUGGGCGGAGGCGGGUGGUUGCCAGGCGUGCACGUGCGCGGCGGGUGUGGCCGCGUGCCAGCGCGCGCCCUGCGCCUGCGAUCUGCACCACAACCUGUCCUCCACGGUGGUGAGCAGUUUUACAGACCUGGUGGCGCCAGCGGCGUGCUGCCCGCACUGCGACCCCGCGUACCACUGCCGCCAUCAAGAGAUGCACCACGUCACCUUCCGCAGCGGCGAGCGCUGGCUGUACCAGUGCCAGAUCUGCGAGUGCCUCUUGGGCGAGGUGGACUGCUGGGAGCCGGAGUGCGAGGAGGCGGGCGGGUGCUGCGCGGCGGUCGGGAGUGGGGGCGGCGGUGCGGGUGGAGGGGAGGGCGCGCACCGCCUGCAGCUGGCGGGCUGCGCGCCGCCGCACUGCGCCUCCUGCCAGGUGCGCACCACCACGCGGCCCGUGCGCGCGCACCACUCUCCGCGCGCCAGGACGCAUCGGUGGCGUACGCCGAACGACUGAUUUCAGACGCACUGUAUCACAUACACCUUCUAAGAUCCAAUAGAAAUGACCCUGCCAAAUGGUGCAGCCACAGAAUCGCCGCACUACAUCCCAUACAGCUUGUACUAUCCAACAGAUGAGAUCUUGGCAAAUGGUAUUCCUCUAGGAGCAGACGUAUACCCAAUGAUAGAUUCCAGUCACAGAAUCACUGCACCGAAUGCCAUACAGCUUUUAAGGUCCAAGACUUUACGAAACGGUGCUCUUCUAGGUAGCAGAUGUAUCCCGAUCUAUAGAAUUGCUGCACUGCAUCCCAUACAGCUUGUGAUCUUGGCAAAUGGUGCUCCUCCAGGUGGCAGGCGGUACCCAAUGACUGAUUCCAGCCGUAGAAUCGCCGCGUCCAAUCCAAGUCUUGGAUGAUUGAUGUUGCACUAGCUGUGUCUCUUAAGCGAACAGCGACAGAAACGCAUCGUAUGACGAACUUUUGCUUUAGCUUUAGCAGACUACUUGAAGCAGCAGUCGAUAUAAAACUCAAUAAACUUCAAUUACAUCAUCGCCGAUCUGAAUCUGAAAUUAUACUUAUUCACUGAUAGUAAUGUCUACUAUGAAUCCAAGGAGCUUCUUUUUGAACUCUGGAAGCUUAUUGUUCGUAAUGGUCGAUAGCCACUUACUCUUUUAUUAACGUUACAAAUUUGUGCUUUGUGUGUGGCUACCUUUUUAAGAAUAAUACAUUCUUACACUACUAUAUUAUAAUCUUAAAAGGGUAACCGAAUGAAAGUGAUUCGUUUCGCUACAAAGCUUGAGCAGAGCAGUCUAAUCGGAGUCGCUUAUGAAUGGGUCCGUGUGAAGCAUCGUUUCGCUUGUUGCAGGGCGGGCAGUGUGCUACUUUGGUGAGCAAUCUCGCGUGUUGUGUGCAUCGGUAACCAUCCCCACUCUUCUAACUCAUACAUACAUUAUGCUCUAAUAACACUUUAUUUUUGAUGCUUAUACAUGUGCUGUUUUCGAUUCAUUUCUGCUGAAAAACCUAACAAAGUUAUUUUAAAUCUAUCUAUCAAUCUUCACGCCGUGUCGCGGCUGGGAUAUAAAACAGAUUUUUCAUUGUGCAUCUACUGGCAAUUUCAGGACAACUUUCUAAGAUUUUUUUUGUCCUGUGCUACAAGUGGAGCGCCAAUAAUUUGAAUUGGCACCCAACUUGUCACAUUCAAGAAGUAGGGCUUCAGUUUCAGACUAGCGGUUUAUACGCGCAUAUAAGCUCAGAGCGCAUGUAGGCGCGUAUAGGCGCACCUUUUGCCGCACGCGCAACUCGUAGGAGCGUUGUCGCGCUUGUAAGUUCGUAUUAGCGCGAGCCGCGAGAGACACCACUAACGGUUCGAGCGAACUCGAAGUAAUAUGCCUGUGUAUGAGAGUCCGUUUUUCGAAUAGCAUCAUGGAGCGCGCGUGUAAUCGAGUAUAGUCUAAACAACUAUAAUAUGUUAUUUUAUAUGAUCGUAAUUAUCUCUUUUUGGUUAAAGGCAGCUUUCCAAAAAUUGAAGUUAGAGUUUUAAAUCAAGCUUUUCGGCAUCGUUGGACUUACACGAAGUUAGUUUUUUUCACAUCAGCUGUAUUUGAAUCGAAUUCAAUUUCAUUUUUAAUAUCUCUUUAAGUUGCAUGUUUUCUUUUUUAUCCAUUUAUCAUGCAUGUUAUUGUUAUGAAGUAUAUAAUAUAAUUAAUGAAAUAAUGGUAUCAAUAUAAGUAAAGUAUUUGAAGGUCAGAUGAGGAGACAGUGAAAGAAAUUAAAAAGUUCUAAAUGGAAUAAUUUGACUAUAUCAAAUUUUGAAAGGUUAUAAAAAAAUCUUCUCGUAAAUCAAUUUGACAAAAUUGAUUUUAAAACCAUCAUUAUAACUGAUCAACUCUAUUUAAUUCUAAAGAAAAGUUUACUAGAA